UGAGAAUCUUAACAUUUCUUCUUUUUAAUUUCCCCCAACCAUAAGUUUAUUCUCUGCAUAUAUGAGUUGUUUCUCAUGGUCAAAUUUUGUCCAGAAACUCAUUUUGACACAAGGCUAGGGGAGAAACGUAACUGUAAGAGAAGUUAAAUAAUGUCAUCAAGAGUUGUUAAAUAUUCCAUGUUGAGGUUGUGCUAGCUGAUCAGAAAUCAAAGAUACAAGUUGUACUAUAUUUACUACAAAAACCUAAUUACAUUAGAUCGAUGAUGCUGAAGAACGACAAGUGAUAUAUCAUGAAUUCAAGUGGAAAUAAUUUUCAGACGAAGCAAGAAUCAGGUGGAACCAGUGAUAGUAGAUUGGCCUCAAAGACGACUAGUACACCAUCAAGUUCAAGGCAGUGGGGAGCCUUUAAGAACCCAAGAAUUGUACGCGUAUCGCGUACUUUUGGAGGGAAAGACAGGCACAGCAAGGUGUGCACCAUAAGGGGUCUUCGAGAUAGGAGAAUUCGACUUUCAGUACCCACAGCAGUUCAAUUGUAUGAUCUUCAAGACCGGCUUGGGCUCAGCCAACCUAGCAAAGUUGUAGAUUGGUUACUCGAAGCAACUAAACAUGACAUCGAUAAGCUUCCACCACUUCCAGUUCCACCAGGAUACUUCACACGGUUUCAACAACCUCUUCAUCAGGAGUACUCUGACAUUCAUCAUGUCCAACACUUGUUGAACGCGACUUUACCCUAUCAUCAUCAUUUUGAUGUAGAUAAUUUGAGACAAAAAUCGAAGGGGAUUGAUGUAGAAUCAGGCACAUCUGGGAAAAACAAGUUGAUUGCUAAUUCAAACCAGCAAGAAAAUCACCAGGAGGAUGAUAUUGGAGGAUAUUGUCAUCAAGUUUCAGCUCAGAGUUUCUUUCCUUUAGGAAAUCGAUCUCCUAAUCUACCCUUCAAUUCGUACUAUCAAUGGGAGCCUAAUUCGAGCUUGUCUUUAGCUAAUUUCGGACAAUAUAAUUCGUCUUCAUCUCAAAUACAAGAAUCUCAUGAUCAAAAUGAUUUUCCUCUAUCAUUGGCAUCAUCAUCAUCAUCAGGCUCUCAAUUGUAUUUCAAUCCAAUAGCUACAACAUUUCAACCUGUUGUUCCAGGUCCAAAUUAUAUGGCCAAUGAGACUGAUUUGAGGCAACUCAAUCAUUUCAAUUUCUUAUGCUCAAGUUCACAACAUCAUCAUGUCCAUCCAAAUAAUCCUAUUUUUCCAACUACUCUUAGCUUGAUCAAUUCCCCUAUGAAACCCUUCAGUCUCAAUGAUGAUGAUCCCAGAUGGAGUAAUUCAAGAGAUGAUGAUGACGAUGAUGACAAUGAUAACCAAUUACCACAUGAAGGUCGCGCCAAUUAAUUCUUAAACUAUUGGAUCGAUAAGAAGAAUAAUUAACAAUAGUACUAUCCUAGUGAGGAGCGUUGAGGCGAAGUCCAAGAUGUUGGAAAUUAGUUCAAGGAGGAGGAGGAGCAGUUACAAUUCACUCGAAUUCCCUUGAAGACAAGUGUAGGAAAUGAUUCUUCUUUACUUCAAAAUUCAAAUAUUUUGGAUUGACAUUGUCAUGAGCAAACAUACUCGUGCUACAUUCCUUCUUCACAGGUAAAACAAAUAUAGUAAGCAUUUUAUUUCUAGUACCAGAUAGGUUUAUAAAGUUUUAUCUCUAUUCAGAAAUACACAUACAAUAUUAUUUCAAAUUAGACAGUUUCUAUUUAUUACCACUGCGUGGUAACUUAAAUGAUGAGCAUUAUAUAUUGGUAGUUCGUU
Molecule: messenger RNA, 1781 nt
Organism: Capsicum annuum
Lineage: Eukaryota; Viridiplantae; Streptophyta; Magnoliopsida; Solanales; Solanaceae
Product: transcription factor TCP5
Exons: 2
Coding region: 291-1376 (361 amino acids)
Cellular component (GO): nucleus
Molecular function (GO): DNA-binding transcription factor activity; sequence-specific DNA binding
Source: RefSeq, a predicted model, not a curated record